AUGCUGAAGUCGUAUGCCACAUAUGCCAAACUUAUGGAUAGUUCAUUAAUUGAAGAUGUCUAUUCUCACAUCGGAAACGCUACGCUAUCAGUGGUGCUCAGUGAUCUUAUCUCUUUCGAUCUUCUGGAAAUUCGCGGUCGAUGGGACCUUCAUGUUCAGCAGAUUAUAUCCUGCCUUUCUACUAAUGUGAAUGAAGUAAGGACUGCUAUCAAGGACCGUUUAUUACCCAAACUGAUAAAAACCAAGCUGCUUAAAGAUGAAUUCCUUCCGCUUGUGUUGGAGAGAAUGAAAAAUUUGCCUCUACAUGCGCACUGUCUUGACUCAAUGUUAUCUAUCACUCGUUUUCUCGUCAUAUCCAACAAAAAAUGCGAUUCAUACAAGUAUUGGAAUGAUUAUAUGUCAUUGAAAACAAUGGAAUCUGCUGUUCUUCACUGCAAUGUACAGGUACGCCUUGCAGCUUGGCUAUUGUUAUCAGAGCAUCCGCAGCGCACUAAAGUCUUGACGGAAGUUGAUUUGAGUCUCAUACGAGCAUUCAUCCUCACAAAUAUGACCGAGCAGUUGCCAGCCAUUCGUCAGAAGAUUCUUGCUGGGUUGAGAAAGAUACUAACUCGGCUUGCGGAAACAAGCGAGCAGGUACUCAAAGGAAAGGAUGAUGACUUGGACAGAGUCAAGCGUUACAACGAAUUCAUCUGCUUUCUAGUGUCGUUGUCGUUUGACUCGUUGUCUUGUGAAGCUAAUUUUGACAGACGAAUAAUGGCUUUAUCAAUUAUCCGUUGUUUAUAUCUUGAAGAAUCUCUGAAGGUACAUGGCAAAGUCCUAUUCCUUGAACAGCUGAAUUUACCAGCUACCCUGAAUUCGAAGAGAUUAUGGCGCUUGAUAUUCUGCAAAACAUGGCAUCGCAAGACUUUGUAA
Messenger RNA from Cylicostephanus goldi, 912 nucleotides. Lineage: Eukaryota; Metazoa; Nematoda; Chromadorea; Rhabditida; Strongylidae. The record is from the annotation of a GenBank genome assembly.